GCCAAAUGAAUCACCAAUCACGUGAAUAGUUGGAGCAACCAAAAGCCAAACCCGUCCCUUGCCAGUCUCCAAGGGGUCACACACCAUCAAGCGAAUUUGAUCUACACCUCCCUUUGCUGACUUCCUUCUACUUCUGGGCAUGAUCCAGCAGCUCCUAUAAGAACCUCCUCCUUUCGAUAAUCUUACCAUCGCUUUCUUCCUGAUACUCAGCCUCCGCGAUUCGGAAAUGGCCCACUCCACCUUUUCUCAGGUUUCUGUUGUUGUUCCAGUUGGAAGUGAUCUGUCUGUCAAGAGAUCAGUGUUUAAGGCAAAUAGCCUAAACUUUCAUGAUAAGUCAUGGUCACCUGUCUUAGCUCUGGACUUGAAUCGAAGGAGCACUAGGGUGAGAGGUUGGCAAACAGUAUGCAUGUCAGUGCAACAAGCAAGUGUACCAAAGGUAUCUGUUGCACCUUUACAACUUGAAGAUGUCAAAGAGCCUCCAUUGAAUUUAUACAAACCAAAAGAACCUUACACCGCAACUAUUGUUUCGGUUGAAAGACUGGUUGGUCCUAAAGCACCAGGAGAGACUUGUCAUAUUGUAAUUGAUCAUGGCGGCAAUGUUCCCUAUUGGGAAGGACAGAGCUACGGCGUCAUUCCUCCAGGUGAAAACCCUAAGAAACCAGGGAAUCCACACAAUGUUCGCCUUUACUCGAUUGCAUCAACUAGGUAUGGCGACUCUUUUGAUGGCAAGACUGCUAGUUUAUGUGUUCGUCGUGCCGUUUAUUAUGACCCGGAAACUGGAAAGGAGGAUCCUUCAAAGAACGGAGUAUGCAGCAAUUUCUUGUGCGACUCAAAGCCUGGAGAUAAAAUUCAGAUCACAGGCCCAUCUGGCAAGAUAAUGCUUCUUCCUGAAGAUGACCCAAAUGCCACCCACAUAAUGAUUGCUACUGGCACUGGCGUUGCUCCAUUUAGAGGUUAUCUCCGUCGAAUGUUUAUGGAGUCUGUACCAACAUUCAAAUUUGGUGGCCUUGCGUGGUUGUUUCUCGGAGUGGCGAACAAUGAUAGUCUAUUAUAUGAUGAUGAAUUCAGCAAGUAUCUCAAGGACUACCCAGAUAACUUCCGGUAUGAUCGAGCUCUUAGUAGGGAGCAAAAGAACAAGACCGGAGGCAAAAUGUAUGUCCAGGACAAGAUCGAGGAGUACAGCGACGAAAUCUUUAAGCUCUUGGAUGGCGGAGCCCACAUAUACUUUUGUGGACUGAAGGGGAUGAUGCCUGGAAUUCAGGAAACUCUGAAAAGGGUUGCAGAGCAAAGAGGUGAGAAAUGGGAAGAGAAGCUUUCACAACUUAAAAAGAACAAACAGUGGCACGUAGAAGUUUACUGAAGUUGCAUAGAUGUAGCAACACAUCUCUUGUUCUGUGUUACUCUCGGCAUUGCUCAUCUUUCAAUUUCAUAGGUUAAGAUGAGGAAUAAGGUGGCUACCGCUACUGCUACUGCCAUCGUAUUCAGCUCGUCUCUAUUGAACUACAGGAACGCUGAUAUUUCUUUCUUGAUUACAUAGACUAAGGAACCUAUGCAGAACCUUAAUCUGUGAUAGUGUUUGAAUAUGCUUGGAAUUGGUAUAGACUUCAAAUUUUAGAAUUCAACUGUCAGCAAGCCUUCUGAGUUCAAUAUAUGGGUUUUGAUGAGCUCUCUUUGUUUGCUUAUUGAUCUUCACAUAAAGUAUUGCCUUUGCAGGUUGUAAGAAAUUCAAGCAUUUUAAAUAACUUAUAAUUCUAAUGGAUUCAGUUAGCCAGUCCUGUUUCUGAGUA
Molecule: messenger RNA, 1787 nt
Organism: Momordica charantia (bitter melon)
Lineage: Eukaryota; Viridiplantae; Streptophyta; Magnoliopsida; Cucurbitales; Cucurbitaceae
Gene: RFNR2
Product: root FNR 2
Molecular function (GO): oxidoreductase activity
Source: RefSeq, a predicted model, not a curated record